Messenger RNA from Penicillium cinerascens, 345 nucleotides. Its product is annotated as putative C2H2 finger domain protein. The coding region runs from base 1 to 345 and encodes 114 amino acids. The record is from RefSeq and is a predicted model, not a curated record. The transcript has 3 exons. Gene Ontology annotation, molecular function: zinc ion binding; nucleic acid binding. NCBI's taxonomy places the organism in Eukaryota, Fungi, Ascomycota, Eurotiomycetes, Eurotiales, Aspergillaceae.
AUGGGUGCCCUCAGGAGACAAAGAGUCAAGUGCAAGCGUAUGACCAGAGGCUUCGACCAGGUCCGCAACGACAUCGAUUCUCCCCGCCAUUUGGAGCAGUACAUUGAGACUAAGGAUGCUGAGGAUCUGCCUGGGCUCGGUCGGCACUACUGUGUCGAAUGCGCCAAGUGGUUCGAGAGCGAGUACAACAUGAAGGCGCACACCAAGGGCAAGAACCACAAGCGAAGGGUUCGUCAACUACAGGAAGAGCCUCACAGCCAAAAGAUCGCCGAGGCCGCGGUCGGAUUGGGAGCCGUUGACAACGGCAAGCGCGCGGUGGACGACACCGUCGAAAUGCAAGACUGA